AUGUCAGCAGCAGAUCAUGUGAUCCAUUCUGUCAAGAUAGGUGCUCGUGAAGGUGACACACAGUUUUCACAAAAUUUCGUCAAAAUGAUGCCCGAACUGACUUUUAAUAUUGACCACGGCUACGUAGAAGGUCUUGUCCGUGGCUUCAAAGCUGGAAUUUUACGACAGGCUGAUUAUUUGAACCUCGUGCAGUGUGAAACCCUUGAAGAUCUCAAGCUUCACCUGCAAAGCACAGACUAUGGCAACUUCCUGGCCAACGAACCAAGCCCCCUCACAGUCUCCGUCAUUGAUGACAGACUCCGGGAGAAGCUCGUCAUCGAGUUCCAGCAUCUGAGGAACCACUGUCUGGAACCGCUGGCCACCUUCCUCGACUACAUCACCUACAGCUACAUGAUCGACAACAUCAUCCUCCUCAUCACCGGCACACUACAUCAACGACCGAUCAACGAGCUCAUCCCCAAGUGUCACCCCCUGGGAAGCUUCGAGCAGAUGGAGGCAAUCCACAUUGCUUCCACCCCUGCAGAAUUGUAUAACGCUGUACUGGUGGACACCCCUCUUGCACCCUACUUCAUGGAUUGUAUAUCAGAGCAGGAUCUGGACGAGAUGAACAUCGAGAUCAUCAGGAACACACUCUACAAGGCAUACCUGGAAGACUUCUAUGGGUUCUGCAAGCAGAUGGGCGGAGCCACAUCGGAGGUCAUGUGUGAAGCACUUGCUUUUGAGGCAGAUCGUCGAGCCUUCAUCAUCACCAUCAACUCGUUCGGCACAGAGCUGAGUAAGGAGGAUCGGUUCAAGCUGUACCCCCGCUGCGGACAUCUGUACCCUGAUGGUCUCGCCAUGCUCGGGGAGUGCGAGGACUACGAUCAGGUCCGGCAGGUCGCAGACUUCUAUGCUAAUUACAAGGAGCUGUUUGAUGGCGCUGGCACCAACCCUGGUGACAAGACACUGGAGGACAAGUUCUUUGAACAUGAGGUGAAGCUGAUGACCCAGUCGUUUAUGCACCAGUUCCAGUUCGGGGUCUUCUACUCGUAUGUCAAGCUUAAGGAACAGGAAUGUCGCAACAUCAUCUGGAUCGCGGAGUGUGUUGCCCAGCGCCACCGAGCCAAGAUAGACUCCUACAUCCCCAUCUUCUAGUGCUAGUGCCGGAGUCCAACAAAGAUUGUCAACAAAACAGACUGCUCCCCAGGAUAAUUGUGAUUGGAAAUGUUAGAAUUUUUAAUCCAAGCUUCAUAAUUUGCUCGUAAGAUAUCAAGAAAAAUAUUUGAGCCUUGGUUUUAUUUUAUUUAUGCUCAAAAAUGACAUUUCCUUUUCAUGAUCAUCAAACAUUCCAAAAACAAAAUGAACAAAACCUAACGAAUGAACAUGAUAGAACUCCAUAUUAGAGCUAGGAGAUCUUGUUAUUACCAAAUAAAGUUGUUAGUUGGUUGACCUAUGAGACACUCUCUGUGCAUAAUGUAGAGAUGUCAGGAGCCCUUCUGUGUGGACCAGGAACCCUGUUCACUCUGAUUGUGGUUCAGCAGAAACCUGAAUGUGAUAUUUGUGAUGUGUAGCGGGUGUUAGUGUUGGUACAUCAGGAUCUGUACCCACCCUGGUGUGAUAGUGGUACACCCUAUUAAAGUAUGUUGAAUGAUAGUUGCGGGGUUAUUGUUAAUGGAUAUCAAUUGUUGCAAGAAUCUGUAGUGUAUAUACAAGUGUUAUUCCCUGCGAGCUUCAUGUAACUGUAUUUAGCUACAACUGAAACUUCAUUCACUGAAUUUGUACACACUUCAUUGUCUCUAAGUAUACAGGAGGACCUUACAAGGAUCCCAAGCUAAUGCUAAUGAAGGCAUUAUAUGUUAAAUAUUGUGGCACACAAUAUGUCUUUUCAAAACUGAUUACCAGUAACUUAAUCCACUUUGCCAACUAGACAUCAACCAUAUUAACGAAAGAAAGCACCAACGAUGUAAUGGAGAUAUGAGAAUCUAUUGAUUCUGGAACUGGAAUCAGUGAACCCCCAAGGGGCAAGUUGAUUCUUCUUCUGAAUAGAACAUGUUCUAGUGAUUUGUCAGACCUAAACAUGUUAUGGUUGAUAUGUAGUUUCUCUAUAAUUUUACAUAAUGGCCUAUACUUGUGUCAUCAUUUAGUUGUUUUGAUUUUGUUCAGCAUGGUGAGUGAAUUCCUGGAGCAGAAUACAAUAGAGUGACAUCCUCAUAAUGGCUUGAAUACUGUGAGGGGGCACGGGUGGCCCAGUCGUCUAAGGCGCCGUUAUUCGCUGUGCAGAGUUGCAUCCCUUGGGCAUGCCAGAAACCUAUGAUUGUGGGUUUCGAAUCCCAGUUCGCCCCAUUUAUGUUUCUAGGUUUGUCAUCACCAUACCCGUGCUUAUGGGUUUCACCGAAGUGGUAAACUUCUGAAACCUGCAUCACUUCGGGCUUUCCUCCCACAUUAGGCUGACAUGCCGUGAUAUGACUGGAAUAAUGUUAAAAGCGGUGUUAAACACAACUCACUUAAAUACUGUGGGAGUCUAGAAUCUGUUUCUCCACAUUAACAAGGUGCAACUGUAUAGGAUGAAUAAGUCUGUGUACCGUUUGAUUAUCAGAUCCAAAUGCAUUUGAAUAUCAUGUCGAAAUUGUCCAUGACAUGUCGUGUCCAUGGUAGCUAUCAAGCACUGAGCUUUCUGUAGAAUAUCUAUAGCCAGGAAUGAUCAAUACAUCCCAGCAGUAUAUCAGGAUAUAGGACAUGUUUUCUUGCAUCUAAUGUUUAAUCACUUUGAAGGCUGUGAACUCAUGCAUCGUGUAACAUUAUUGUUCAUCUGAUGUAGAUCAUUCAUGUUGGGACCUGUACAUUUGGUUACAUGUCAGCUGUUUCUGUAUAUAUUGUGCUCUUUGUCUCGUACUGUCAGUUAUUUAAUAGAUGAUUAUGAAAUGUUAAUGAUAUACCCUUUGUCAUCUUCCUGAGGCAAGCGUGUGUACUAGCCUAUAUCAUAGCCUAGUUUUUACCCUUGCCACAUCAAGCCCACUUUUCUUGACCCGAUCGUGGGGUCCCUGUGUAUAGCACGAGUUGUGCCCCUUGUUAUGAAAAUGUGAUAUACAAUCAGAUCACUGUUCUUAUCGUGUAUGGCUCCACAAAGAUGGCGACUACUAUAGACGAGAACCUGGCCGAUCAAAUUAUGAAAACAUUCACAAUUUCACCCCUGUCAGACAAAGGCGAUCGUUGAGGGGUGUGAAGAUUGAAAAGAUGUAUUCGUGUCAGCAAUGUGAGGCAGUGGAAAAUAUGAUUGUGUACCAGUAGUGUUUAAUGACUGUUCUCAUCAUCGUACCUCUUACAAGCACUGUACUUGGGAAAAGUUGAAUUUUAAUCUUGAAUCUUCUCUUAAUUGUUGAAAGAACUUAAGCGCAAAUUUGACAAGCUACGGCAGGGGCCUUUUCGGAAAACGGAUGUUGAUUUUGUGAAAUGUUUUCUGAUUGGACCAUCAAUAUUUGCGAUAGUCCAAUCAUAUUUAGCACUGGAAAGUGUACUUGAUGUUGCAAAGGUGACAAGUGGAUUCGAAAAAAGGCUAGUGGACACACUUGCCGAGGUAAGAUGACCCUUUGUAGACAUGGUAGUCUAAAACAAGAGGUUCCUCCUUUUGAUGCAAUUUCUCUAACCUAGCUGGGAAACAAGGGAGUGCGGUGGGUGAUUCCCCUCAGACUUCUUCAUCUUUGCAUGUUGGUAAUUGUUUCUAGUAAACCUUGUCAUUAGUCCAUAUGGGAAAGGGAAUGAGACCAAAGUGUCAUCUCACUCCUAUUUAAUCCUAUUGUUGCAACAUGUGUAUGUACAUGUGUGCACAGUUGUGCUGGUGAUGUCUGUAUACAAGAUCUGUCUUAGCUAAUGUCUGUAACCUGGAAACACAUGCAAUAAACAUGCCACACUGGGAA
Molecule: messenger RNA, 3893 nt
Organism: Haliotis rufescens (red abalone)
Lineage: Eukaryota; Metazoa; Mollusca; Gastropoda; Lepetellida; Haliotidae
Product: V-type proton ATPase subunit d 1-like
Exons: 8
Coding region: 1-1134 (377 amino acids)
Biological process (GO): vacuolar transport; vacuolar acidification; proton transmembrane transport
Cellular component (GO): early endosome; proton-transporting V-type ATPase, V0 domain; plasma membrane proton-transporting V-type ATPase complex
Molecular function (GO): proton-transporting ATPase activity, rotational mechanism
Source: RefSeq, a predicted model, not a curated record